AUGGGGCCAAUAGUCGAUGAAAGCGACCUCCCUGGCUACACGAUGCGCAGCUCCCUGCUGCUCGGAGCUCGAAGCCUGAGAUCGUUGGCGAAACCGCAACAGCAGGACCAAAAUGUGUUAUUCUCCUUAUAUAACUCCGCGCCUCGACACUCAAGGAUAGAGCCACCAGUCUGUGCCCACAUUGUUGUUUCGCGCCCACUACAAACGUCAAGACGUGAGCUGUCCACAUCAGCAAUACCACCUUCUUCCGCGCGCCCGUUGAGCCAGCUCCAGUUCCAGCGACCUCAAGUACUACAGCAGCUCAGAUUUCUCUCCUCCACUCCAGCCAAGUCCGAAACGCCGACGCCUGUGAUCAAGUCAGAGCGAAAGCAACCUAAACAGGAGGAUAAUGACGAUGACGAGGAGGAAUCAUUCCAGAGGAGCGAGAAAGCGAAUCAGGCGUCUCAGGUCAAUCUCAGUGCUCGCUUGUCCAAAGAGGGCUCUGCUAAUUCAGGAGGUGCUGGUUUCGGCGAGGUCUGGCGGCUGAUCAAAAUUGCUCGACCAGAAGCAAAGAUCCUAGGCAUUGCCUUCGUCUUUCUGCUCAUCUCCUCCUCAAUCACCAUGUCCAUUCCUUUCUCUAUCGGCAAGAUCCUCGAUAUCGCCACCCAAGGUGGACAGAAGACCGAAGAUCUGCAGUCAGACGAGGGUUCUCCCAUGUUAUUUGGCUUCUCUAUUGGAACUUUCUAUCUGGCCCUCGGUAGUGUACUGGCUGUUGGCGCGGCAGCAAAUUACGGGCGAAUUAUUAUUUUAAGGAUUGUUGGAGAGAGAAUUGUUGCUCGCUUGCGUUCCAAGCUCUUCCGCCAGACUUUCGUGCAAAAUGCCGAGUUUUUCGACGCCAAUCGAGUUGGUGACCUUAUCUCCCGCUUGAGCUCUGAUACCAUUAUUGUCGGUAAAUCAAUCACUCAGAACCUGUCCGAUGGUCUCAGGGCGUUCGUCAGUGGAGCCGCCGGAUUCAGUCUUAUGGCUUGGGUUUCGGUCAAGCUGACUGGCGUCCUAGCUUUGAUGUUUCCGCCUGUCGCGGUAGCAGCAUUCCUGUACGGUCGCGCCAUCAGAAAUCUCAGCCGCAGGAUCCAGAAGAAUUUAGGUACUCUCACUAAGAUCGCCGAAGAACGUCUCGGCAAUGUUCGCACGUCGCAGGCGUUUGCUGGUGAGAUCUUGGAAGUUCACAGGUACAAUACUCAAGUACGAAAAAUAUUCGAUCUUGGCAAGAAAGAAUCAUUGAUCAGUGCCACUUUCUUCUCGUCAACAGGCUUCAUGGGCAACAUGACUAUUCUGGCCUUGUUGUACAUUGGAGGCGGAAUGGUUUCUCACGGCACCAUCACUAUAGGCGAGCUGACCUCUUUCUUAAUGUACACAGCAUACGCAGGCUCCUCCCUCUUCGGCCUGUCGUCCUUCUAUUCUGAACUGAUGAAGGGUGUUGGAGCUGCCUCCAGGCUCUUCGAGCUGCAGGACCGUCAGCCCACAAUCUCACCAACGGCAGGCAAGCCCGUGACUUCAGCUCGUGGAACUAUUCGCUUUGAGAAUGUCUCGUUUGCCUACCCCACUCGUCCUGCAGUUUCUAUUUUCAAGAACCUGGAUUUUGAAAUUCCCCAAGGGUCGAAUGUUGCCGUGGUAGGUCCAAGUGGUGGCGGCAAGAGCACGAUCGCUUCACUGCUUCUACGCUUCUACGGUCCCACUGAAGGGAAGAUCCUGAUCGCUGGCGAAGACGUGUCGACCUUGAAUGUGAAGCAACUACGACGGAGAAUUGGUGUCGUGUCACAAGAGCCUGUACUAUUUUCAGGCACAAUUGCAGAAAACAUCGCCUAUGGAAGACCUCACGCCACGAGGUCCGAGAUCUUGCGUGCUGCAAGACGUGCCAACUGUUCGUUUAUCGGUGAUUUCCCUGAUGGCUUAGAUACUCCUGUUGGAGCUAGAGGAACGCAACUCUCUGGUGGUCAGAAGCAGCGAAUUGCCAUCGCCCGAGCUUUGGUCAAGGAACCAGACAUCCUGAUCUUGGACGAAGCUACCUCUGCUCUCGAUGCAGAAUCCGAGACUCUAGUCAAUCAAGCGCUGACAACAUUGCUACGAGGCAGUAACACAACAAUAUCGAUAGCUCACCGCUUGUCGACUAUUAAAAGAUCAGAUACGAUCAUAUGUUUGGGUAGUGAUGGUCGUGUUGCUGAGAUGGGCAGCUACAAAGAAUUGAGCAGCAAAAAGGACGGUGCCUUCUCCAAACUUAUGGAAUGGCAGAUGAGUGGCGGUGAUUCCACCAACGAGCGGUCUCACGCUGCACAAGCACGAAAUAAUCCCACUCCCACGGAAACAGAAGAAAUCGAAUACAUGCUACAUUCAGGAGAAGGUGAGCAUGAUGACGUUCGCGAAGGUGAUGAGGAAAUACAAGGCUCAAAGAUCCAAGAAACAGUGACAGAAGCUGUAGAGCAGAAAAAGAAAUAA
Molecule: messenger RNA, 2472 nt
Organism: Lithohypha guttulata
Lineage: Eukaryota; Fungi; Ascomycota; Eurotiomycetes; Chaetothyriales; Trichomeriaceae
Gene: MDL1
Product: ATP-binding cassette permease mdl1
Exons: 2
Coding region: 1-2472 (823 amino acids)
Biological process (GO): oligopeptide export from mitochondrion
Cellular component (GO): mitochondrial inner membrane
Molecular function (GO): ABC-type oligopeptide transporter activity; ATP binding; ATP hydrolysis activity
Source: RefSeq, a predicted model, not a curated record